Cladocopium goreaui is the source of this 3288-nucleotide messenger RNA. The record is from the annotation of a GenBank genome assembly. Lineage: Eukaryota; Dinophyceae; Suessiales; Symbiodiniaceae.
AUCGCCAUCGCCAUGCAGCCAACAAGGCCAGCUGAUGAGCGACCCAAUCUCUUGCGGCCCUUGCGCUUGAAACCGGUGCAGCGUGAGGCACCUCGCUUUGCCUCUGGAGAUGUGGAAGAUGACGCUGCAGAUGCCCCUGACGAAUCGUCCCAGGGUGAGAUCCUCGAGAGGCCUUUGGUGUAUGUCCGCGUUCGACCAGAUGGCGCAGACAAUGCAAAGUCUGAAGGGGGCAUCAAGGUGGAUGGCACCAAUGUCACAUACCCGGUGCCCAAGAAAGAUAGAAAGAACACCAUCUCGGUGGAACAUGUCUUCGAAGAGACAGCAUCACAAGAGGAUGUCUUUCAGAAAGUUGUGCGUGAGCAGGUGAUGACCUACAUCCUUCAAGGAUUUAGAGCGUGCAUUUUUGCCUUUGGCAUCACCGGUUCUGGAAAGAGCUACACCAUCCUUGGGAACGGAGAGCAGGUUGAGUCGCAAGGUUUGCUCCAGCGGACCAUUCAGGAUUUGUUCGCACAAGACCUGGACAACUUCUCCAUGUCGAUGCAAGCCAUCCAGCUUCACCGUCAUAGAUUUGAAGAUUUGGGUGUGGCGCAGAAAGAGCUUGUCAAGGUGAACAGCACGAUGCACGUGGACAAAACCGACUGCUCGGAGCAUAAGUUCGACUCAGCAGCUCCGGCGCUGGAGUGGCUGGAUGGGGCCUUAACUCGUCGGAAUGUGAAAGCUACAGGAGGGAACAAGGUGUCUUCACGCAGCCACCUGGUGGUGCGGGUGAAGCUGCAAUUCACUUUGGAUGGCGAAGGGCGAAAUGCGGUCUUGGAUGUGGUGGAUUUGGCCGGCAGCGAACGAAUUCGCACUGAUUUGGAUGAAGAAACGUCUAAAGACCACAUUGCCAUUCAAGCAGGACUGUCUUGCCUGCAGAAUUGCAUCGAGAGCAAAAUCCACAAUGUGAAGUUGCCUCAAAAUCAACAACGCUUGGUGCCCUUCACUCACUUUCCUCUGACGAAAUUGUUGGCUCCUGACUUCACAGGUGAUGCCAUUGUGGCCAUGAUCUUGACCUUUUCAACGAAGCUGGACCGAGCUGCAGAGGUUGCGGAGACACUGCAUUUCACCAGUCGGAUGUUAGGCUUCCGGAUUGCUGCAAAGAAACAAGGCGUCACGGUGCAGGCUCAGAAGUUUGAGGAUUUGAUGGCCCGUGCUUUGCCUCGUCCUUCCGAGUCCCAAAAGCCUGAAUUGCCAAUGACCAAAGCUGUGAGUGUCAAAGCGCAAAAACUACACGAGUUGGAAAAACAGCAAAAUGAGGAGUUGAGAGAAGAGGUGAGAAGGCUCCGACUGCAGCUGGAACAGUUGGAGAAAGAAGUUGUGUCACCUCUUGGUGCUUUGGCUUCGGAGUUGAAAGAGCUUGCAAAAGCAUCAGAAACUCAGCCAGCAUCAGCUGACUUGAUAUCUCGAGCUCGCAAAGUUAUGCAAGAUAUGCAGGAGAAGUAUCCGCAAGAUGUGAAAAUGAUUUGGGCAAAUUGGUCUGAGGACCUCCAACCAGGUAAGAUCAAAGGGGAUCUCAAGGAGUUUGCUCAGCAUUUCCGACAGCUGGAGCACCGGGUGGUGCAGCAUGAGAAGGAUAUUUGCUCUCUGAUGGAGCGUCGAGCCGCUCUCCAGACCAUGGCCAAAAAUGGUGAAGCGGGAGAGUUGCAUCGACGUCAAUUGGAGGUUCUGGAUGCUCUCUUGGCCGAAGCCACUGAAGGACGGCCAUCGCUGCGUGAGUUCUUGAGUUCUUGGGAGCAGCAAUGGAGAGACCUCCUGGAGAAACGGCAAGAGCUGCGUGACUUGGAGGCUGCUGCAGCAAGCUCCAUGGAGAAUUCCGAAGCAAGGCACAUGCCGUUGGCAGAGACGUUGGAUGCAGAUUGGGCUCAAUGGUCCAACGGAGGAGUUAGUGAGAUCGAGCGACUCAUUGAGGAGUUCCUUGGUGAUGCCAUUUGGAUAGGAUCCAUCUCCUUAUCCCUGCCUCUGAAAGCGGAAAUCACAUGCCUGGGGCCAGUGGUCUUAAACACCGUGCUAAUUUUGACACGAUCAGCAUUCUUUGCAGAGGUGAGACAGAGCCUCUACAGGUUCUCUGAAGCCUCCCAAAAGGAAUUGGUCGAAUUCUUUACUGAACUCAAAGCCGAAGUGGUGAAGCUAGUGGAUUCCAUGACCCAGGAGGUCUCCGUGUGGCUAGAUGAAGAACGUGUGGCAUCGGCCUGGCAAAAUCAUGCGAAACAGGCUAGGCUUCUAGCCCUGCUGGCCCUGUUGGUUCAAGGCUUAUGCCAGGCAGCAGAAAUGCCCAGGGGCAACAAACCCCGUGAGCGGGGUACUGUGGUCGCUUGGAAAACUGCUGAGUAUGGCUUUGUGAAGCGCGAGGGGCGUCACAACGAUGACAUCCAGCUACACGUGGCCAAUGCCAAGGGUGAGAGAUUCAAGAAAUAUGUGCGCCGCUAUGGCAUGCAAGCUGGAGUCAGAGUCAAGUUUGAUGUUGACUUUGAGGAGGAGGACGACUUCGCCCAGCGCAUCGUUUCCUUCGCGGCCGUUGCCUUCGUCCCAUCGCUGCUGCUCUCUGUGGCGGUCUUCCCGCCCAGCAACGAGGCGUUGAUUUUCGGCCGGCUGGUGGAUCUAUGGGGGCUUGCCGAAACAGCGCUGGGCGAUGGCAUUUUCCUGCCCAACAUGUUAGCAGCGUUCUCCUACGGUGUUGGCCUCACCAUGGCUGUGACCUUCAUCCUCUUGCUGCGCAUUAGCAGCUUCGUGGACCCGUUGAACAAGAACCUCAAGGCAACGUCCUAUGUGGUGGAAGAUAGCCGAAGUCAAAGAAGUUUGGCCGGGGAUGGUGGCUACUACAGUUCCUCGGCCGAAGAGGGUUUGGUUGAUGAAGCCACUUCCGGCAAUGGCGUUCUGGACACUUUUGAAAUGCUACCCCGGGCCACCUUUUUACCUGCCACCCGUUACGCCGUUGCCUCAGUGGAGCGUCGCCAAAAGACCAGCGACGAGAUUCAGCGCGACCAACUGCUGGGAGAAUAUCAGACGGGUCCGGCCAUGAGUCGCCUGCGUAAAUAUCUCUUAGGCGCGGCGGCUGUUUCAGCCUUGGGCUGGAUUGUAGGAAGCGUCUCAGGGGGAGAGAUGAGUUUACGGGAAGACGAGGAAGAUGAACGCAAGUGUGGCACCUUGGUGGCAGCUGCGGCUGAAAACAGCAUAGGAACCCGUUGCAUUCCGGGUUUGAUGACGGAUGAUACCAACAUCGAGAUGAAUGGCUACAGACUCUUCCGCUGA